AUGAGCUUGCUUGGCUUGCCUUGGACAUCUGAAAAAGACCUCGAGGAUAUCGACUUUGCAGAUGACCUCCGUCUUAUAGCAACCACGCGUGAGCAACUCCAAGAUAAAGCGGAAGAUCUAGCAGAGGAGGCUGAAAAGGAAGGGUUGCGCAUUAACUACAAGAAAACAAAGGAAAUGCGCCACAAUACCACCGAUUCAACUCCGCUGCUGAUUAAGGGAAACCAGAUCGAACAAGUGGCGAGCUUUUGCUAUUUGGGCAGUAUUGUCGACCAGAGUGGAGGAACGGAGGCUGACAUUGCAACUCGAAUAAACAAAGCCCGAGCUGCAUUCAGCCAGCUUAAACCUGUGUGGAACUCCUCUAUCCUAACGAGAAGAACUAAAGUGAGGAUCUUCAACUCCAAUGUAAAGGCCGUGCUACUGUACGGGUGCGAAACCUGGUUUGUCCGCAAAGACCUAAUGACAAAACUCCAAGUAUUUGUGAACAAAUUCUUAAGGCAAAUCCUACAUAUCUUUUGGCCUAACUGGAUCACAAACGCUCACUUAUGGAGAAUAACCGGACAAGCCCCCGUACACAAGGAGAUCCAGACGCGGAAAUGGCAUUGGAUUGGACAUAUCCUCAGGAAACCUGACACCCACCUAUCCAAAGUGGCCCUGACCUGGAAGAUGCCCGGCAAACGGAAACAUGGUCGCCCUAAAUCGACUUGGCGCCGUUCUGUGAAGCAAGAGCUGGGUGUAUUGGGGAUAGGGUGGGAGGAGGCUACCCAAGCUGCCCAGGACCGGAGUCAGUGGAAGAAAAAGAUUCGAGCCCUACACCCCAGCAGGGGGUAA
Molecule: messenger RNA, 828 nt
Organism: Cydia fagiglandana
Lineage: Eukaryota; Metazoa; Arthropoda; Insecta; Lepidoptera; Tortricidae
Exons: 1
Coding region: 1-828 (275 amino acids)
Source: RefSeq, a predicted model, not a curated record